AUUUCAAAUUGGCCAAUCAAUCUACCAAAGAAAUUCAUCAUGGUGGGCUUCUCCUUUGGACUGAAAAAGGCUGCCGCCUCCUCGAAACCAGCGCCGGCCAAGAGGAAGCCCACGACCUUUGGCGGCGAUGACGAUGACGAAAACACGACAGUCGGUGAUGGCCAGCCCAAGCCCAUCGCCGCUGUUGAGAUCACCGAACUGGACGGUUUCGACGACAACACGAGCACACCCCUAGAGGCAGUAGACGAGGGCCGAAAAUCAAAAAAGAAAUCAAAGGGACUACCACAACCACCACUGCCUAUAUCGGCAACAACAUCAUCAUCAUCAUCAAAUAAGAAAGCACCUCUUCCCGUCGCCGCCGCCGCUCAAUUUGGCAACCUCUCCUCCGCCCUCGAAUCGCGUAAAUACGCUCAAGCUGCCGCCACCGCCGACCCCUCCAUCUACGACUACGACGCCGUCUAUGAUUCCCUCAAGGCGCCCAAGAAGCAAGAGAAAGAAGCCGACAGCAAGGAAGGCAAGCGGCCGCGCUACUUUGAUGCUUUACAAAAGGCCGCCGAGACGCGCGAGCGCGACCGGACCAUCGCCGAAGAAAAAAGACUAAAACGGGAGCGCGAGGCCGAGGGGGACGCGUUUGCCGAUAAAGAAAAAUUCGUCACAGAGGCGUACAAGCGCCAGCAGGAAGAAAACCGACGACUGGAAGAAGAAGAAAAGAAGAGGGAGGAGGAAGAGGCCAAGAAGAACAAGAAUAAGGGCUUGACGGACUUUUAUAAGCAGAUGCUGGAGAAGGAGGAGCAGGAGCAUGCGGCCAAGAUGAAGGCUGUUGAGGAGCGGGUUAAGGCUGGGCCUGGAGAAGCAGCACAGCAGAAGAAUGAGGGAGAAGAAGACCCGGACACGGAAAAGUCGGCGACAGAAAGGGCAAAGGAGAUUAACGCCAUGGGCGGAAAUGUGAUUAUCAAUGAUGACGGUGAGGUGGUCGACAAACGACAGCUGCUCAAGGGUGGUUUAAACGUGGCGCCCAAGAAGAAGGUGGAACACCAACAAGAGAAGGCUCGACAGGCCGCAAAGCCUGCUGGGGCAAGCGGACCAGCCAAGGGCGUGUUCCAGGGUGGCAGCAAGCAGGCAAUGCGGGAAAGGCAGACGCGCAUGCUGGAGGCUCAGCUUGAGGAGAGGCUUAAGCGGGCGAGAGAGGAGGAAGAAGAAGAGAGGAAGAAGGUUGAGCUGGUGUCCAAGAGCAGGAAGACGGAGGCGGAUAUCUCGAGCGCGAAGGAGCGGUACCUGGCGAGAAAGAGGGCGGCUGAGGAGGCGAAGAAGAAGGGGCUGGAGGAGGGUGGUGCGCCGUAGUUCUGUUCUUGACAGCUCGGUUUUGUUAUCUUUCAAGUUGUUCAUUAUCAGUAGUAGUUGUUGUUGACAUGAGAUACCCCUUUCUUCUUG
Molecule: messenger RNA, 1431 nt
Organism: Neurospora tetrasperma FGSC 2508
Lineage: Eukaryota; Fungi; Ascomycota; Sordariomycetes; Sordariales; Sordariaceae
Exons: 1
Coding region: 40-1341 (433 amino acids)
Biological process (GO): regulation of alternative mRNA splicing, via spliceosome
Source: RefSeq, a predicted model, not a curated record